Messenger RNA from Actinia tenebrosa (Australian red waratah sea anemone), 2664 nucleotides. Its product is annotated as chromobox protein homolog 5. Gene Ontology annotation, cellular component: nucleus. The record is from RefSeq and is a predicted model, not a curated record. NCBI's taxonomy places the organism in Eukaryota, Metazoa, Cnidaria, Anthozoa, Actiniaria, Actiniidae.
AGAAGUUGGCAUCAAAGCGGCAAGGAAGACGUCCAUAUUUUAGAUAAUCUUUACUUUCAAAAGAACAUUAUUUCUUUACGUUUAAGAUGGGAAAGAAAAAGGGAAAGACCGAAAAUGCUAAACCAGAAGCUGAACCUGUUAGAGUUGAAGAAGAAUUUGAAGAAGAAGAGGAAUAUGAGGUUGAAAAAGUCGUUGAUAAGAGAAACGUAAACGGUCAAGUUCAUUACUUACUCAAAUGGAAGAACUAUCCCGACAGUGACAAUACAUGGGAAGCCAGCGAAGGUUUGCAGUGUCCUGAACUCAUAGCAGAGUUUGAAAAAAAAAUGCAAGAGAAAAAGAAAAGUAAAGGGAGUUCUUCGAAGCGAAAGGAGAGUGGUCCAAGUGAAAAAGAAACAAAGACGAAGAAAAGAAAAGUUAUCAAUACAGGAUCAGACACGGAUCAAAAUCUGGUUAUGAAGGCAGUAGAGAUCCAAGAUGCAAAACUUGAUCAGAUUGACCCAAUCUCUGAAGGAUGGGAGGCAGAUUCAAUUCUUGGUGCUACUGAAGUUGACAGUCAAAUUCACUUUUUGAUUCAAUGGAGAAACACAGACAGAGCUGAUUUAAUUCCAUCAAAAGUAGCAAACGUAAAAUGGCCUCAGAUAGUAAUAAAGUUUUAUGAAGAACGUGUAACCUGGACACAAGGUGAGAGUAAUUCAAGCGAGACGGCAUCAAACGAAGCCAAAUAAACUGUACAUAUUUGUAAUGUCCAAAAAAACUUUACCGAUAUUUUUUGCAAGUGAGAACUUUUCCUGGUGUAUCAGAACCUCUACAACCAUGCAUAAAUGUACUAACAGCAUGUGUAAAAGUUUACAAAUACUCUCCCUUUGAUAUUCCUUUUGGAAACGAUAUUUUGUCAAUGCUAAACUYGUAUAGACUCUAUCGUACUUCUGCAUUAUAUGUUUUCCAAUUUUUAACAACUGAUCACCAUUGUAGGAUCUUGCUUCCUUUGAGAUUUUUAAUCAACUCCAAUAAGAUUACCCACUCAGGACAUCAAAAUCUGAAAAAUUGUCAAACUGUUGUAAGCAGCAGAACAGACAUUUUGCAUGCCUACAUCAGAAUGGCAUUUUGUUGUACAGUGUAUAAGCCAUUUGGCCAUUUUGUUCCAACCAUUAUUUGCUGAAUAGACCUUUCCUAAGCACUUUUUGGCCAGGACUUUUUACUUUUUUUUAACACCUAAAGUUUUCAAAGGUAAGAAAAUUUUGGCCAGCGAGGUAGCUGACUGUGGAAGGCAUUCACUUAUAUCAGAAAACAUUGUCGGUCGAAGAUCUGAAAUCUGAGACAGAGUAUAUAUUCCAUGCAGAACAAUGUAGUUCCCUUUUAGAUCAGUACAGUAUAUGAGGCAUGAUCUUUGAGUUAGGAAUGUGUUUUCUUCUUUUGUAUUUAAGCCAGAAGACAUAAGACCACAAAUAGUCUGUUUAGUCUCAGGUAACCCAUUUCAGAUCUCUGACCAACAACAUUUUUCUAAAUAAGUGUAUGUGACAAGUGCCAGUCUUGGAAGCAGAAUUGACACAAUUUUGUGUUAUAGUACAAAGAAAGAAAAUACCAUUUCUAGAUGUUUUUUAUUUUGUAUUCUUUACAUAAUAGCAAGUUUUUUAAAUGUGUGUGUUUAUUGUGGCUAGUGUACAUUGGCAGAUUGUGCCGUAGUAUAUAUAUAUAAUGUUCAUAUUCCUGUUACUGUAGCAGUCCUUCAUUCUGGACGCUCAUCCAUUUUUUUCCCCCUUUAUUGAUCCUACUAUUUAAUAUAAUUUCCUUGAGUAAAAGGCCUGUGGUAUGUACAAAGAAAGAAGUUAAAAAUUAUGAACAAUAUCUCCCUAGCCUUCCCCUGUGAGCAGAGCUCACUUUGGCAGGGCUUAAAAUAACAGCCAAUCAGAUUCCAGUCAUGAUCACAGGCAAUAUUAGCUCAGUCUUACCCCAUAUCUGGGUAACUGUUACUGGUCAAAAUACUGUAACUGGAAAGUCAAAGAUUUGACAGGAAAAGUUCCAGUUCAAGCCAGACAUUGACUGAUGUCUGUUGUUAUUCUAAGCCCGGUCUGGAGGGUAAUAAGAGAUCUCCAACCCAGAAAUAUCUAUAUUUUACCCAUUUACAUAAUGAUUAGGCAACUCUCUGAUCUACCUUGCUCUUGAGUUGCAUUAGUGUGAUUUUCCUUUGACCAUAAAAUACUUAGUAGACUAAAUGGUUAAUUACACAGUGCAAUUUUCUCUGCAACCUGUCUCACAACGGCAUUGCAACACAAGUUGCAUGGAGCAUUGCAGCAUGUAACCUACAGUGCAAUUUGAAAAAAAUGUUGUUACAAGAUCCAGCAAUCGUUGCAAAAUGUAUGAUUAAUUUCUACUUUUGGCAAUGAUUGCGUCUCCCUUGCACUGCAUAGACACUCUUGCAACUUGUAUCACAUUUUUUUCUUCUGUGUCUAAUGGACAGUUAGACUAAAUACAGUACUAGAAACUGUUUUGUGGUCUAAGCAAAUCACUUAAUGUAAUUAACCAGAAAAAGCCAAUUUUAAAACUCUGCAAGAUAAAAAAAUCACACCAUUUUGUUUACAUUUGAUUUUAGUGUAUCAAUUUUAACAACGUACUAGUAUUAGAUAUCCUUAUUAAUGUGAAAAUAAAAGUAUUAUUUGUGGUUAA